Molecule: messenger RNA, 826 nt
Organism: Tribolium castaneum (red flour beetle)
Lineage: Eukaryota; Metazoa; Arthropoda; Insecta; Coleoptera; Tenebrionidae
Gene: PTPMT1
Product: Protein tyrosine phosphatase, mitochondrial 1
Exons: 5
Coding region: 146-718 (190 amino acids)
Biological process (GO): protein dephosphorylation
Molecular function (GO): protein tyrosine/serine/threonine phosphatase activity; phosphatidylinositol-4,5-bisphosphate 5-phosphatase activity; phosphatidylglycerophosphatase activity
Source: RefSeq, a predicted model, not a curated record
CGAGAUAAUGGUUUGACGUCGGCGUUUUGCUUUCUUUUCCCCUCUUUGUCUCCACCCCCCACACUCUAUCCCACUUCCUGUCAACUUUCUCCAGGCGUAUGUGGGUCAAUGUUGUCAUCCAGUAAAACCGAGAAAAGACACGAAAAUGACUACAAACAGCAUGUUUGCGAGGUUCACGUUUUACCCCACUUUGUUCUAUAAUGUGGUUAUGGAAAAAAUCUCGUCUCGGAGGUGGUUUGAUCGAAUCGACGACAACGUUAUUUUGGGGGCUUUGCCGUUUCCGAGUCUCACCAGGCGGCUUCUUGAGGAGGAAAAUGUGAAAGGGGUCAUUUCCAUGAACGAGGACUACGAACUAUUCCUCGCCAACAACGGGAAGAGAUGGAACGCCUACGGUGUUGAGUUUCUUCAGUUGGCCACAACUGAUAUAUUCGCGACCCCUUGUCAACAAAAACUAAACGACGGUGUUAGUUUUAUCUACAGGGUAGUUAAUAAAGAACCAAGUUUGGAUGAACCCAAAAAACCGACAGUUUAUGUCCAUUGCAAGGCUGGUAGGACCCGUAGUGCGACUUUAGUUGGUUGUUACCUCAUUAAGAGGUAUAAUUGGACCCCUGAACAAGCUGUGCAACACAUGCAAGACAAGCGCUCACAUAUCUUACUUCAUACCAAACAGUGGGAAGCUUUGAGGGUCUUCUACGAGCUCAACAUUCCAAAAACUUAGACAAUAAUUGUAGAUUUAGAUAAUUUAUUGACAAUAAUUCAUAAAUUAAAAAUUUCUUGUAAUUUACAGAGGUGUGAGGAGGCAAUAAUAGAGUCACAAGUGACUGAG